AUGGCGGGCGCGGGGCCGUUCGCGGCGGCGCUGGCCGCACUGCGGGGCUGCUACGCCGAGGCCGCCCCGCUGGAGACCUUCAUCCAGCGGCUGCGGGAGAGUGGCGCCGGUGAAGCCGAGGUGCUGCGGCCCGACGACGCCCCGUGCUACCGGACCUUCGUGGCGCAGUGUGUGGUGUGUGUACCCCGCGGAGCUCGCUCCAUCCCCCGACCCUUCACCUUCCAGCAGUUAUCUAGUCAGAGUGAAGUCAUCACAAGAGUUAUUCAGAAACUAUGUGAAAAAAGAAAGAAGAAUAUCCUUGCGUACGGGUAUUCCUUACUGGAUGAAAACAGUUCUCAUUUUCGAGUCAUGCCAUCUUCAAAUAUAUGCAGCUACCUACCCAAUACUGCAACAGAAACUCUUCGUAUCAGUGGCCUCUGGGAAACAUUACUGAGCAGGAUAGGGGAUGAUGUGAUGAUGUAUUUAUUGGAACACUGUGCAAUCUUUAUGCUGGUUCCCCCUAGUAGUUGUUAUCAAGUUUGUGGGCAACCCAUUUAUGAACUUAUUUCAAACAAUGUAGAAUCAUCUCCAGUGUUUGUUAAACAAAGGCGUUCAAAGCACAGACGUAAUGCAUUGUUUGACUAUAUGCAAAAAAGGCUUAUGUUUCAUAAAAAGCAUCUUUCAGACUCUCACUGGUGGAAAUUCAAACAAAGACCUGAAGUCCAAGUCUCUAGCAGAGGAAAUAAAAAAAGUAACAAAAUACUACGCUUAAUUGAAAUGGUAACUGAAAGUCUGGAAAACCGGGUUAGCCCAGGCUUAUCUUUGUCAGCUAGAGCCCUGUCUUUGAAAAGGAAGUUUGAUAGGGAACAACUUAAAAUCACAGCUAAGAGACUGAAAGUAGAGGAGAAAGCACUAGAGAAAGAGGCUUGGGAUCAUAGUCCUGGCAUGAACCAAAGUGAUUCCAAGAGAGAUGGAACUGGGUAUGUAGCACCACAUUCUGUAAGUCUUACUGAAGAAAAGAACAUUUCUAAAAGAAGCGACAGUGAUAUGUCUGAUCUUCCCUUAGUUUACAAAUCUUAUGAUGGGAAGGAGAAAUUUGUCGCAGAUGAAAAAGCAUUUCUGCAAGGAGUUCAGAGGAACAAACCUUUUAAGUCCAGCAUUGAAAUGCAAGCAGAAUCCAAUAGAAGGGGAGUAGAGAUGCAUAAAGAGAGAAUGUAUACAUCUCAAGUGGAUUCUGUACCAAUGAAACCAGUGGAAGGUAUUUCUUCAAAAUCUAGAGGGCUGGAAAGUCCCCUAGAUCAUUUGGGAAAGAAAUUACCAAAUACGAUCUUGCAUUCUGGAGUAUACAUUGAGAGGAAGUCUCUUCUGUAUUCUCGCUGGAGUUUCAAAGAAUGUUUUCCUAAGUGGUUUUUACUGAAUCGCUUGAAGGGCUGUCAGGCAAGCGGAAGACGGCUUGUAGAAACUAUAUUCUUAAGCCAAAAUCCGUUGGAGCAAAAACGCAGUCAAAGUGUGCCGCAUCACAGCUGGAGAAAGAAAAGAUUGCCCAAACGCUACUGGCAGAUGAGAAAUAUAUUUCAGAAAUUGGUAAAGAACCAUGGAAAAUGUCCUUAUUCAUUUCUCCUGAAAAAGAAUUGCCCUGUUGGGAUUUCUGAAACCAGUGCAGGAAAAUCUGAGCUGCCUUGUCAGUCAGCGUUACCUGGGGGAGCAGAGGUUCACAAGCAAGUAGAACCAUUUGGGAAAGAGUCUACUACGUGCAUGAUGAGCAGUGGCCAGAAGGGUGGUCACACUGAUGUGCCAAAUGACUUAUGUGCUCCUCUUCCAAAAUGUGGGAAGUCAAAGGGCGAGGAGCAAAAUUCUGGAGAGGUGUGUGAUUCUGCCAUCAGGGAGCUUCUCAGGCAGCACAGCAGCCACUGGCAGGUGUAUGUCUUUGUGCGACAGUGCCUGGAACGAGUGAUCCCUGCAGAGCUAUGGGGUUCAAACCAUAACAAAUGCCGGUUCUUAAAAAAUGUGAAAGCCUUCAUUUCCAUGGGAAAGUUUGCUAAGCUUUCAUUGCGGGAGUUGAUGUGGAAGAUGAGAGUGAAUGACUGCAUGUGGCUUCGUCUAGUCAAAGGUGAUCACUUUGUUCCUGCCUAUGAACAUUGUUUCCGUGAAGACCUUUUGGCUAAAUUCCUAUACUGGCUGAUGGAUACAUAUGUUGUUGAGUUGCUCAGAUCAUUUUUCUAUAUCACCGAGACCAUGUUCCAGAAAAACAUGCUUUUCUACUACCGAAAGCUUAUUUGGGGCAAGUUACAGAACAUUGGAAUUAGAAACCAUUUUGCCAAAGUACAUCUGCGUGCUUUAUCUUCAGAGGAGAUUGAAGCUAUCCAUCAAAAAAAAAAUGUUUCUAUGGCAUCAAAGCUCCGGUUCAUUCCGAAACCAAAUGGAUUAAGACCCAUAGUAAAAGUGAGCGGUGUUGUUGAAGCAAGAGCAUUCAGCAAGGAAAGCAGAGAAAAGAAGGUUCAUCACUACAAUACUCAACUGAAAAAUCUAUUUAGCGUGUUAAAUUACGAGCGGACUAUAAACGCCAGUUUCCUGGGCUCGUCAGUGUUUGGGAAAGAUGAUAUCUUCAAGAUAUGGAAGAAGUUUGUCACUAAGGUUCUCGAAUCAGGUGAUGAAAUUCCUCAUUUCUAUUAUGUCAAGACCGAUGUGUCCAGGGCUUAUGAUACAAUUCCUCACAAUAAACUUGUGGAAGUGAUUUCACAGAUCUUAAAACCUGAGAAAAGAACCAUCUACUGCAUACGACGAUAUGCAAUGAUUAAGAUUACUGCAAGUGGAAAAGCCAGGAAGUUCUAUAAGAUACAUGUUUCUACUUUCAAGGACUUUAUGCCAGAUAUGAAACACUUUGUGUCUCAACUUCAGGAGAGUGACUCAUUGCAAAAUGCAAUAAUAGUUGAACAGAGCUUAUCUUUUAAUGAGACAAGUUCCAGUCUGUUUACUUUUUUUCUGCAAAUGUUACAUAACAACAUCCUGGAGAUUGGGCGCAGGUAUUACUUACAGUGCUGUGGAAUUCCACAAGGCUCCAUUUUGUCAACCUUGCUUUGCAGUUUAUGUUAUGGAGACAUGGAAAACAAAUUGCUCUGUGGCAUACAGCAGGAUGGAGUCCUAAUACGUCUAAUUGAUGAUUUCUUGCUGAUUACACCACACUUAACGCAGGCAAGAACUUUUCUGAGGACUCUAGCAACAGGUAUUCCUGAAUAUGGCUUUUUAAUAAACCCUAGUAAGACAGUCGUGAAUUUUCCUGUUGAUGAUAUCCCAGGAUGUUCCAAAUUUAAACAGCUGCCAGAUUGUCGUUUGAUCCCAUGGUGUGGUUUAUUAUUAGAUAUACAGACACUUGAGGUUUACUGCGAUUACUCCAGUUAUACUGGUACUUCUAUCAGAUCAAGUCUUUCCUUCAAUUCAAGUAGAACAGCUGGGAAAAACAUGAAAUGCAAACUGAUCACAGUCCUCAAACUGAAAUGCCAUUGUUUAUUUCUCGAUUUACAGAUCAACAGCCUUAGAACAGUUUUCAUUAACAUCUAUAAGAUAUUUUUACUUCAAGCUUACAGGUUCCAUGCAUGUGUUCUCCAACUUCCAUUUAACCAGCAAGUUAGAAACAAUCCUUAUUUCUUCCUAAGGAUUAUCUCUGAAACUGCAUCAUGCUGCUAUUCUAUCCUGAAAGCCAAAAAUGCAGGGAUUCCUCUAGGUAACAAAGGUGCAACUGGUGCAUUUCCAUAUGAGGCAGCAGAAUGGCUUUGCUAUCAUGCCUUCAUUGUCAAACUGGCAAAGCAUAAGGUUGUUUACAAAUGCCUACUUAAGCCCUUAAAAAUAUGUAAAAUGCAGCUAUUCAGGAAGAUCCCAAAGGAUACUAUGGCACUACUGAAGGCAGUGACAGAACCAUCUCUUUGUCAAGAUUUCAAAGCUAUCUUGGACUAA
Rhea pennata is the source of this 3930-nucleotide messenger RNA. It is a transcript of the gene TERT, whose product is annotated as telomerase reverse transcriptase. Lineage: Eukaryota; Metazoa; Chordata; Aves; Rheiformes; Rheidae. Gene Ontology annotation, molecular function: telomeric repeat DNA binding; telomerase RNA binding. The transcript is spliced from 17 exons. Gene Ontology annotation, cellular component: telomerase catalytic core complex. The record is from RefSeq and is a predicted model, not a curated record. Gene Ontology annotation, biological process: telomere maintenance via telomerase. Bases 1 to 3930 code for a protein of 1309 amino acids.